ACCUUUACUGCUUGACUUGUCUUACUGAAGUAGAUGGAAGCUAGUCCUUAUUGGUAACUAAGCAUUUGGACGAGCAAAUGAACCAUUAAGACCUCCUUCCUCGGAAACAUUACACACCAAAGUUUUGAAAUUAUGGAUGGAUCAUUCUCUACUGACCCAGAAGCAAAUGUGUCAAGCUCUAGUGCCGAACAAAGAGGCAACUGGAUCACCUUCCCUUUUGUUACAGGGACCAUGGUGGGCUUGACACUUCCUUUUGUAGGAUAUCUGUCCAACAUUAUUGUUUAUCUUAUUGAAGAAUUCAAUUUCGAGAGAAUUAAUGCUGCUCAGCUUUCCAAUGUGGUCAUCGGUGGCAACAAUAUAUUUCCUCUUGUUGGAGCUAUAGUUGCCGUUGUCACUAUAUCUUCCUGUAUCUCUUUUAUGGGGCUGCUGCUUUUGGUCUUAACUGCACUAUUUCACUCUUUGAGGCCUACACCUUGUGAAAUAGGAUCAACUCUAUGCCAGACCCCGUCAAGAUUCCAAUAUGCAGUACUAUAUUGAUCCUUGCUUAUGGCAUCUGUCGGCUUUGGAUCUCGAUAUACAACAAUGGGAACAAACCAAUUCAAUAAACCUGAGCAUCAGAAUACUUUCUUCAACUGGUUUUUCUUCACUCUGUAUUCUUCUUCUGUUAUUGGUGCUACAGCCAUCGUCUUCAUAGAAGAUGUUAGUUGGGCACUCGGAUUUGGCCUAUGCCUUGCUGCAAAUUUCAUUUGUCUAGUCAUUUCUCUGCAUGGGAAUCGAUUAUAUCGGCAUGAUAAGCCAGAAGGAAGCCCAUUCACAGGCUUAGCUCGUGUAGUUGUUGCUACUAUUAACAAGAGGAAGGUCCUAUUAUCAACUAGGAGGGAGGAAUAUUACUAUGAGAAAGAUGCAAAGGGAAAGGGGGUAGCUGCUUCAGUACUGACGAAGAGCUUCAAGUUCUUCAACCGAGCAGCAAUGCAAACUGAAGGUGACAUCAAGCCAGAUGGGUCCAUUGCAAAACCCUGGAGAAUCUGCUCAGUACAGCAAGUAGAAGAUUUCAAGACACUAAUCAGAACUUUCCCAAUAUGGUCAUCAAAUAUAUUUGUUGCCACUCCAAUAGCAGUCCAAGCAAGCUUGACUGUACUCCAAGCUCUAGCCAUGGACCUUCACCUUGGACAACAUUUCCAAAUCCCAGCUGGCUCUAUUUCAGUACUAGUACUAAUCAAUAAUUCUAUUAGCGUCCCUUUGACUGAUCGGAUUUUCUGUCCCUUCUGGCAGAUGCUACGACAAAAAUCUCCAACCCCAUUUCAAAUAAUAGGAGUAGGCCAUAUGCAUGUGCUAAGCAUGGUUGUUUCAGCUGUGAUAGAGUCGAGGAGGCUAAGAAUAGCUCAUGCUCAUCAGCAUCAGGAUAACCGGGACGGUUCUACUAGGACUAUGUUAGCGUUGUGGCUACUUCCGCAACUAGUUUUGGUUGGAAUGGGAGAAGCAUUUUAUUACAAAGAAUUUCCAGUCUCACUCCGUAGGACAAGAACUGCUAUAAUUGCUUUUAUUGUUGGGGUAUCUUUCUAUUUAAGCACAGCUUUGAUUCCUCUUGUUCGAAGUGUUACAGAUUGGUUACCGGAUAAUAUAGAUGAUGGAAGGAUUGAUAAUGCGUAUUGGGUGAUGGUGGGGUUAGGGGUUCUCAACUUUAUUUAUUAUCUGGUUUGUGCCAAGUUGUACCUUCAUCAGAAUGUUGAAAAGGCUGCUAAGGAAAGUUCAUCAGUUUCUAAUAGUGAAUAAAUUGAUGCAGGAGAAAUCAAGAAAAUGGAUGUAGUUAUACCAGUGAUAUAAAUAUUAUACUUUUCGUUUUUCUGCACUAAUCAAAUAUGAAUUUUCUGGUUAGUUUUUUAUUA
Molecule: messenger RNA, 1886 nt
Organism: Ricinus communis (castor bean)
Lineage: Eukaryota; Viridiplantae; Streptophyta; Magnoliopsida; Malpighiales; Euphorbiaceae
Product: protein NRT1/ PTR FAMILY 2.7
Biological process (GO): transmembrane transport
Cellular component (GO): plasma membrane
Molecular function (GO): transmembrane transporter activity
Source: RefSeq, a predicted model, not a curated record